This is a messenger RNA of Suillus subaureus, 814 nucleotides long. RefSeq lists its product as uncharacterized. NCBI's taxonomy places the organism in Eukaryota, Fungi, Basidiomycota, Agaricomycetes, Boletales, Suillaceae. The record is from RefSeq and is a predicted model, not a curated record. Bases 301 to 594 code for a protein of 97 amino acids. The transcript is spliced from 5 exons.
GUGACAGUUAUUGAGAUUUAGAGAAGAGGCACAAGGGAUCGAUGGCAUUGAGACGAGGCAGCGCAGUACCUCAAUACACAGACCUAUGUAUAUCAAACCUGAACCAGCACAGUACACAACCCCAAUUUUUUUAGACGUGGAUACGUGUUUUUAAUGUUCAAUUUUGUUUUCAAUUUUUGUUGCAUCUUGCCAGCAUCUGGGCUUGUAUCUCGCUGCAUGAUGUAGAUGAUUCAAAUUUAAUCUGGACAAAAUAUUCGAAUUAAUGCCAUUCAUCUACUUGAACCUUUCGAUGAUCGUGUUAUGGUGUUGUGCUGUCUCAUUUACUCGUUUAGCUGUGAGUGCUCCGAUCUGCACGCACGACCAACGCUUUUUUACUCAUUGCGAGGUCAUCGGGCCGCGAAUCCGAUAACGGCUCGAGAUAGUACCAUCCAAGAUAUUCCAUGUAACUUUACGCCCGCGGACUGCCCACUGGCAUCCUGCUCUGUCUGCAACAAAUUGCUAGUGUUAUGGCGAAUUUUGGAUGUUCCGACAAUCGCAGCGUGGGGGUCGGCAUCAAUGGCGAUGACGAUGUACAAGGAGCAUGAGAUACUAUAGGAGAAUCUGUAGAGGUAAAUGCACGAUGCGCUCAGAGGCUUUCAAACAAUUUUGAUCGCAGUCUUCUUGAUGGGUGCAGAAGCAGGCACUGGAUACAGCAAGCACAAACGAAUUUUUCUUCACUGUCUCAAACUCUGGAAGGUUGCGAAGAGCUGCGGUAGUUUGUCUUUUGUUCCGUUAGCCUAGUAAUCACGAUACACUUUCCAGUGCUUUCGUUCUG